AUGUAUAUCAUCGACUUCGUCGGCUUUUUAGUUUUGCAGUAUACCACGGAGCUACUCCUAGACACUAUGCUGGUCUUCCCAGGGUUCACCACAAAUCCCGCCUACUCGCCCGGUAUCCAGUCUGAUCUCGUUCUCUGUCGUAGUAACAGUCUCACCGAAUCCAACACGAGUACAGCUACGGUCAUGAGCGAUGCCAUUCAGCCCAGUCUCAAGCCAACCCGUGUAGAUAGCACAGCAUAUCUCGCAACACGUUCGUCCAUGUACGCUAGGGUCUUCUCUAUGUCACGACGUUAUCAAGUGCGAAACUACCAGCAGUCCCAUGUAAUAAUCCGUGCUGCUGCUGCUUUGGGACAACUUGAGAUAGAACCAUGCCAAGGCGAAGAUCAUAAAACCGGCGCUCAAAAUACAAUGAGAAAAAGCUCGAAGAAAAUUAGGGUUAUGAUGGAUGCACGAAAUCCGUGA
This is a messenger RNA of Penicillium crustosum, 462 nucleotides long. RefSeq lists its product as uncharacterized. The record is from RefSeq and is a predicted model, not a curated record. The coding region runs from base 1 to 462 and encodes 153 amino acids. Lineage: Eukaryota; Fungi; Ascomycota; Eurotiomycetes; Eurotiales; Aspergillaceae. The transcript is spliced from 2 exons.